UGCGGGGAUUUUGGAAUGUUCUAUGCAGUGAGAAGGGGCCGCAAGACCGGGGUGUAUCAUAUCUGGAAUGAAUGUAGAACACAGGUGGACUGGUUUCCUGCUGCUGCGAGAUUUAAGAAGUUUGCUACUGAAGAUGAGGCUUGGGCCUUUGUCAGGAACUCCGUGAGCCCUGCUGCUUCAGAAGGCAUAACUAAUAGGGUUAAAGGUUGGAAGAAGAAUGGAUGGAGAACCAGCACAGGGAAAGAGGUGAUCAACAAAGAAGACUUCGUUGAACUGGACAAACUCACCCAGGGUACGGAUAUUCAGUGGAUGCAUAUUCCUGGCCAUUCAGGAUUUGUAGGUAAUGAAGAAGCGGAUAGAUUAGCAAGAGAAGGAGCGAAGAAGUCCGAAGACUGAAAGAAGUCAUUGUAAUUCUUGGGAACAUGCACUGGGGGCCGUUUUGUUGCUUUUACUUAUUGGCGUGGAAAAUAAAAG
Echinops telfairi (small Madagascar hedgehog) is the source of this 474-nucleotide messenger RNA. RefSeq names its product ribonuclease H1-like. The transcript has a single exon. The record is from RefSeq and is a predicted model, not a curated record. The coding region runs from base 16 to 396 and encodes 126 amino acids. Gene Ontology annotation, molecular function: RNA-DNA hybrid ribonuclease activity; nucleic acid binding. NCBI's taxonomy places the organism in Eukaryota, Metazoa, Chordata, Mammalia, Afrosoricida, Tenrecidae. Gene Ontology annotation, biological process: DNA replication, removal of RNA primer.